GAUACUGUUAAAAAAGAUCGAAUUAUAAAGCUCGAAGAAGAAAUUAAUACCUUGCAAAAUGAGAAAAAGCUAAAGGAAAAUAUUUCCGAAAACCAGCAAAUCCGCUUAGCAGAACUAAAAAGCCAGUGUAGGGCGUUAGCGUUAGACUAUAAAACUCAAGAGCGGAUUUUUUAUGAACACUCAGAAGAUAUGAAAAACUUAAAAGAGGAGGAAAGCAAGUAUAUACAGAAGUUAAAAACAGUUGACGAUCACGAAAGCCGACUUUUGAAUGUUUUAAAAGAGCACAAUAUUCACGCCUAUAAAGCAACCAUGUGGCUGCGCGACCACGCGAGUAUCUUUGAAAAACGCGUUUUUGCGCCAAUUUUAACCCAACUUCAUGUGUUGGACAUCAAAUUCGCUGAAUUUAUUGAAGCGUCGAUCUCCAAUCACCACAAAUUUUCAUUCAUUGUGCAAACAAAAAGUGAUAUGCUCCUGCUGAAGCAGAAAUGCAAGGACGAACAAAAUUUACUAAUUAACAUUCUUCUAGCGCCACCGGAAAAUGUUGAGUACCCAACACCUUUGACUCGCGAGCAAAUGAAGCAGUAUGGCUUACAUCAUUAUAUAUCCGAGCUUUAUAACGCGCCAGCGCCAGUAAAGCGCGCACUUAAUGAAUAUGCUUCCCAUUACCGCAUUGCUAUUGGGGACACCAAGUGUCAAAAAUUCGGCGAACAAUUAUAUGAAAAAUCUGUCCGCAAUUAUUUUUCUGAAGGCGUUUUUUUUCAAAACAAACGCUCUAUUUAUGGAGAUUGCGGACUUAUAACUACUACUCACCUUAUUCCGAAAGCGAAAUAUCUUCAGCGAGGCGUUGAUCAGGAAUAUCGAAAAUCUCUCGAAAAGUCUCUAAAAGAGAUACAAGAAAAUAUUGAAAUAAAAAGCAGAUUGUUGGACGAUAAUACAAAAUUAUUGGGCGAUCUACGACGACAAAUUGACGAAAAAAAUAAUGAAAAAGAAGAAUUGAAAUGUUUUUAUAAUACUCUACAAAAACUGCGCGCUAAUUUGAACUUAAAGCAAUCGACUCUGGAAAGCUUAAAGAAAACUAUUUGGGAUUACCAUAAAGAAAAAAAGAUUGUUGACCAGAAAGUCCAAGAAUGCAAUGAAAAAAGAGCUGCUGAGGCUAUCGCCAUGAAAAAUUAUGUUUUGUCUGCUUCUAAUAUGAGUGAAAAAGCCAUUCAUACUGCUAUUGAAUUAGUUUCUUUACAAGCUAGAAAAGUCGCUAUCGAGCAAAAAACUAAGGACUUGACUAACGCACUUAACAAUCUAGAAAAUACUUACCAGAAUAUUUCAAAACGUCUUCAGGAACUUCGUGAACAUGCACGAAAGCUGCUAAAAGAUGCCCUUGAGCAAUGCGACUGCCAAGACGAAACUUUCACAUCUGCUUUUUCUUUGCUUCCAAAUAGCCUUGAAGAAAUUAACGAUCUGCUUGCCCAAAAAGAGGCUGUUAUUAGCUGUAGUGGUGGAAUAGAGCCUCGCUUGCUCGAAGAAUACGAACAGCGCCAGAAAGAAAUACACACAAGAAAGUCAGCUUUGGCCCAAUCCCUCGACAGUUACGCAACCCUUUCAAACGAAAUCGGAGCUCUCAAAGUCACAUGGUUAACGCCUCUUAAUGAGAUGUUGAAGGAAGUUAAUGAAAAGUUUAGUACUUUUUUCCGGUCUAUAGGAUGUGCAGGAGAAGUGCUUUUAACUGAGCAUAAUGACUUUUCAAUGUACGGGUUGGAUAUCCGUGUCAAAUUCCGUGCUUGUGAUUCGCUUAGCGUUCUAGAUCACCAUCGCCAAUCAGGUGGAGAAAGAAGCGUAAGCACAAUGCUUUAUCUAAUGGCCAUGCAGGGGUUAAACACAUGUCCCUUCCGGGUCGUUGAUGAGAUCAAUCAAGGCACGUUUUUUAGCGAAAAAGUUUAUUCUUCUGCCCCACCUUAUAUCAACCAAUCCGCAAAAGGAAUGGAUCCAGUUAACGAGCGAAGAGUUUUCAGUAUAAUAUCAGCAGUCGCAAGUCAAAGUGGGACUUCACAAUACUUUUUGAUAACCCCCAAACUUUUGCCUUCUUUAACGUUUACAGAAAACACUUCCAUUUUAUGCGUUUUUAACGGUAAUACCAUAAUGAACCAAAAAAAUUGGCUAGAGCAAUCUUUAGCCGAUUUUUUCAUUAAUAUUUACUUCAACUGGUGCUUCUGCGGUCCCCAACACCAAACAAAGCUAGUAGCUCUGCCACAUGGUUUAAGAGAAGAGGGUGGUUGCAAACGUUGUUUAAGAGAUCUGAGUUGCUCAUGGGCUGGGUCUCUUUCUGAAAACGAGCAAAAAAAAGUUUAUGAAUUCCUAAUCAAGUUCCGCUUAGCUUACUAA
Molecule: messenger RNA, 2376 nt
Organism: Zophobas morio
Lineage: Eukaryota; Metazoa; Arthropoda; Insecta; Coleoptera; Tenebrionidae
Product: structural maintenance of chromosomes protein 5-like
Exons: 22
Coding region: 190-2376 (728 amino acids)
Biological process (GO): double-strand break repair via homologous recombination
Cellular component (GO): nucleus; Smc5-Smc6 complex
Molecular function (GO): single-stranded DNA binding; ATP hydrolysis activity; ATP binding
Source: RefSeq, a predicted model, not a curated record